Messenger RNA from Hyaloperonospora brassicae, 561 nucleotides. The record is from the annotation of a GenBank genome assembly. NCBI's taxonomy places the organism in Eukaryota, Oomycota, Peronosporomycetes, Peronosporales, Peronosporaceae.
AUGGGGCUGCUAAGUAUCCUCAAGAAGGUCAAGGAGAAGGAAAAGGAGAUCCGCGUCCUCAUGCUCGGCCUCGACAACGCUGGCAAGACGACGAUACUAAAGCAGUUCAUGGGCCAGGACAUCACUGAGAUCUCUCCUACUUUGGGGUUCGACAUUCAGACGCUCGAGUACAAAAGCUUCAAGUUGAACGUAUGGGACGUCGGAGGUCAGCAGACAAUCAGGUCGUACUGGAGAAACUACUUUGAGCAGACUGAUGGCCUCGUGUGGGUCGUCGAUAGCGCCGACCGACGACGACUGGACGACUGCAAGCGCGAGCUUGGCCAGUUGCUGACUCAAGAGAAACUCGCCGGUGCGACGCUGCUGAUCUUCGCCAACAAGCAAGACCUGCCCGGCGCCCUGUCUUCUGCCGAGAUUGUCGAUGCACUGGGGCUGCGGUCGGCGCAAUUUUCCACUCGGCACUGGCGAAUCGUUUCCUGCAGCGCCGUCACUGGCGCAGGACUCAUUGACGGCAUCGAUUGGCUCGUGGCGGACGUCGCUAGUCGCAUCUUUCUCAUGGAGUGA